CACCUUAAAAACACCUGGAAGAAGAGAGAGAGCAGACGGAGCAAUGAGUGACUGCUCGGAACAAGAGGGGGGAGUCGGGGGCUCGGGAAAAGAUGGCCGGAGGGAAGACUCAGUGGGGGUGUCUCUUUGCUCUGUAGUAGGAGAACACCAGUUGGUCGGGAAGAGUCAAUUUACAGAAGACACAGGCGUUGGUGUAGGUGUCACCAAAGACCAGGAAGGAAGCAAAAAGGUGGCAAUUCCAGGACAGAAGAGAGAGGGGGACCCUGAAGAAACACCGAAGAAAGGGGACCAGAAAGAGGACAAGGAAGGAGACCAGAAAGAGGAGAAGAAGAGAAAUGUGAGGACAAAGAAAAGUCUUGACAGACACGCCAAACACCAAGGUCUACCCGAGGAGCUGAGAGCGACGAAACCAGUACAAGCAGCUGAGAAGCAGGGCCAAAAGGAGAGUGCUGAGGAGCACAAGUCUGAAGUGACUGCUCAGGUACAAGAGAAGCCUAAAGUGACUGCUCAGGUCCAAGAAAAGCCAAAAGAGACUGCUCAGGAACAGGAGAAGCCUAAAGUGAUUGCACAGGUACAAGAGAAGCCUAAAGUGACUGUUCAGGUACAAGAAAAGCCCAAAGAGACUGCUCAGGAACAGGAGAAGCCUAAAGUGAUUGCACAGGUACAAGAAAAGCUCAAAGAGACUGCUCAGGAACAAGAGAAGCCUAAAAUCACUGCUCAGGAACAGCAGAAGCCUAUAGUGACUGCUCAGGUACAAGAAACGCCUAAAGAGACUGCUCAGGAACAGGAGAAGCCUAAAGUGAUUGCACAGGUACAAGAGAAGCCUAAAGUGACUGUCCAGGUACAAGAAAAGCCCAAAGAGACUGCUCAGGAACAAGAGAAACCUAAAAUCACUGCUCAGGAACAGCAGAAGCCUAUAGUGACUGCUCAGGUACAAGAAACACCUAAAGAGACUGCUCAGGAACAGGAGAAGCCUAAAGUGAUUGCACAGGUACAAGAGAAGCCUAAAGUGACUGUUCAGGUUCAAGAAAAGCCCAAAGAGACUGCUCAGGAACAAGAGAAACCUAAAAUCACUGCUCAGGAACAGCAGAAGCCUAUAGUGACUGCUCAGGUACAAGAAACGCCUAAAGAGACUGCUCAGGAACAGGAGAAGCCUAAAGAGACUGCUCAGGAACAGGAGAAGCCUAAAGUGACUGCCCAGGUACAAGAGAAGCCUAAAGUGACUGUUCAGGUACAAGAAAAGCCCAAAGAGACUGCUCAGGAACAGCAGAAGCCUGAAGUGACUGCUCAGGAAAAAGAGAAGUGUAAAGUGACUGCUCAAGUACAAGAAAAGAUGAAAGAGACUGCUCAGGAACAGGAGAAGCCUAAAAAGACUGUUCAGGAGCAGGAGAAGCCUAAAGUGACUGCUCAGGUACAAGAAAAGCCCAAAGAGACUGCUCAUGUACAGGAGAAGCCUAAAGUAACUGUUCAGGUACAAGAAAGCCCCAAAGAGACUGCUGAAGAACAGGAGAAGCCUAAAGUGAGAGCCCUGGUACAAGAAAUACCUGAAGUGACUGUACAGGUACAAGAAAAGCCCAAAGAGAUUGUUCAAGAACAGGAGACGCCUAAAGUGACAGUCAAGGUACAAGAAAAGCCCAAAGUGACUGCUAAGGAACAGGAGAAGCCCGAUGUGACAGCCCAGGUACAAGAGAAACCUGAAGUGACAGCUCAGGCACCCGAAAGGCCCAGAGAGACUUCUGAAGAACAGAAGAAGGCUAAAGUGACGUUCCAGGUAGAUGAGAAGCUCAAAGAGAGUGUGCAUGAACAGGAGAAGUCUAAAGUACUUGGGAAGCCCAAAGAAAAUACUCAAGAACAGGAGACAGCUAAAGUAACAAUACAAAUACAAGAGAAGCCCAUAGUGACUACUGGAGAAUGUGACAAGCCCAAAGUGACAGCACAGGUUCAAGAGAAGCAAGAAGAACAGGAGAAGCCUAAGGUGACAGCCCAGUUACAGGAGAAGCCUGUAGUGACUGCUCAACAACAGGAGAAGCCCAAAGAGACUGCUACUCAGGAGGAAGAGAACAAAGUGAUUGCUGGAGAACCAGAGAAGUCCAAAAUGUCAUCUCAGGAACAGGAAAGGUCAGCAGUGACUUCUCAGGGACCAGAAAAGCCAAGAGCGACAGUUCACGUACAAGAGAAGCCUUAUGUGACAGCCCUUGAAUUGGAGAAGCCUAAACCUACAUCUCAGGAACAGGAGAAGUCUACAGGGACAACUCAGGGACAAGAAAAGCCUAAAAUGACAGCCAAUGUGACAUCUCCAGGACAGGAGGAUCCUAAAGUGACAUCUCUGGAACAAGGGAAGUGCAAACAAACAGCUCAAGAAUUAGAGAAGCCGAUAAGACUGGACCAGGAACAAGAAAAGCCUCAAGAGACCGCACUUGAACAGGAAAAGCAUAAAGAGACAACUAAGGGACCAAAAUCACCCAAAUGGAAAACUUCACAACAGGAGCCACAGAGGGACACAGUUCAGCACUUAGCAGAUCUUACUCCAGUGGUGGAGAAAGAACCAGAGAAUGCUCAGGGCUGGUUAGACUUGUGUGACAAGGAAUGGCGUCUAAAGGAGAGGGCAAUAGUCUUGCCAGACAAUGCCAACUGGAAAGACAUCUACAAGAAGAGACCCUUUGGAAGAAACUUUCUGAAAAGCCCAAAUCCAGAAGGUUUAUCCACCACGCAGCCUCCUCCACAAGAAGAAUGCGACCCACCCCCAGAGAAGAAGCCCCUGGAGACAUUAGGUGAUUUCAGUGGCUGGCAAAUAAGUACUGAAGAAAUCCCUGUGGAUAGAAGUAACGUUCCUCCAGGUGUGGUGGUCUGCUAUCUCCCCGAGUACAGUUGGUGUGUGAAGGAGCAGCUGUUGGAUCUGAGCUCUGAAGGUCUUUGGCCCGAGUUGCUGGACUCCUAUCAGCCGGAUAUCUAUGUUCUGGACUGGUAUGAAGACAGCAAACUCCACAAACAGGUGUAUGAGCUUCACGUCAAGUUACUGGCGGAGGACAAGAAAACCAUUUUAGCUCAACUGGACCUAACCCCAGAAAACGACAUGAGCGGGGAACCGAAGGGAUGGAACAUGGUUUCUCAUAUAUUCAAGUCUUAUGGACCUGGCCUUCGGUAUGUUCACUUUUUGCACAAAAGUAAAGACCUGUCAGUCCUGGGAUUCCACCGAACCAGAGUGGCAGAUAGCACCUUAUUUGCUCAGCUUCGAGGGUGAAUCCAAAAGCGGCUGAGGACCGUAUGACACCUCUGGAGAAGUCUCUGACCCUUCACCCAUGAACCUCAUUUAUCCCAGGUUCUCUGCACUGAUUCAGCUUAUGCUCCAUGCUGCACUAAUCGGACCUUUGGAUCAUGGAAGGUGGAGGGGUUGUCCAUAGCUGCCAUUCAGACCACACUGCCCCAUCGGCCAGCUUUACAGCUUUCAUGGAGAACCUGUCAGGGCAUCGCAUUGAUGGAAGUCUAUGACCUGGGAACCCACACUGAUCCUAUCUUCUGGCGUGAAGAAGGUCAGAAGAAGUGUUAAAGGGGUUGUUUCACCAAAAAUAUUCUACAGUUUACAAACCAGCCCUUGGAUCUGAAUACUUUUGUAAUUGCAUGUAAUUAGAAAUGUAGUAUAGCAAGUGAGUUAUUCAAUAAAA
Messenger RNA from Bufo bufo (common toad), 3662 nucleotides. Its product is annotated as adhesive plaque matrix protein-like. Gene Ontology annotation, molecular function: ubiquitin protein ligase activity. NCBI's taxonomy places the organism in Eukaryota, Metazoa, Chordata, Amphibia, Anura, Bufonidae. Gene Ontology annotation, cellular component: cytoplasm; SCF ubiquitin ligase complex. Gene Ontology annotation, biological process: SCF-dependent proteasomal ubiquitin-dependent protein catabolic process; glycoprotein catabolic process. The transcript has 6 exons. The record is from RefSeq and is a predicted model, not a curated record. The coding region runs from base 44 to 3241 and encodes 1065 amino acids.